This is a messenger RNA of Cryptomeria japonica (Japanese cedar), 3276 nucleotides long. RefSeq lists its product as uncharacterized. The record is from RefSeq and is a predicted model, not a curated record. The transcript is spliced from 11 exons. Lineage: Eukaryota; Viridiplantae; Streptophyta; Pinopsida; Cupressales; Cupressaceae. Bases 560 to 2881 code for a protein of 773 amino acids.
GCCACCAAAUAUCCACCCGCUAAUACAGGGGCUCAUUUAUUCUCCCUUGAGAAAAAAUGAAAAAUAAUAAUAAUAAUAAAAACUAAAUCGUUAUGAUGAGGGAUAAGGAUUUUGCAAAUGACCAGUGCGUUCACUAAUACCUGACAAAGUUCCUCAAUUACAGCCACUUUUCUGCAAUGUUUUCAUUACAAACGUAUACACUUUGCUUGCUAUAAGCACUCAUUUGUACAUGGCAACCCUGUUUCAACAACAUAAUAUUAUUUUUCUGCCUAGCUUGUGAUUACAGUCUGUUGAGUACGAACUUGAUAGCAAAUGCAAGAUAUUGAGCUAGUCCCUUGCUUCAGUGCUGCGACAUUUCUCCUUUCAAAUGACGGAAGCAGUUAUACAAAAGAAAAAUUGCUACUAGCUAUGAAAUCAAAUUGAGCUUACUCGGUCAAUGUUCUUGAUCCGUACAAUUCAGUGGACUGUCAUAGAUAAAUUUGAAGUUCUUGCAGCUGAAGAAGCCCGUAGAGGCAAAUCAGUCACAUGAUAGCUCACAGUGUUUGAAGCUGUAGGUUUCAUGGCCAGAAAAAGUAACUUGCGUGGUAAUGGUCCUGAAAAGAAUGCCUCAGUAGAUAUAGUUGCAUCUCCAGAAUCAGCUGACACACCCUUCAAAAAGAAGGGCUUGAAGCCUGAAACUUCAGUUAUAUCUGAGAGUUCUGGUUUUAACAAAGAGAAUGGUCAGAAUAGUGAAUGUCGAGGAAAACAAAAUGGUAGUUCUAGAAAUAAAUCACACAAGGGUGGAGGUUCAGAGAAUGGUAAAAAGGGUUCAGGACACACAGAUGCCAAUACAAAUAAAGGAAGGCCUGCAAUGUCUAGGGGAUCAGGGGCAAAAGCGCCUUAUUCUAUGUCAAAAGGGGUAAGUAGUUCUGGAGAAGUUGGAGGGCGAGAACCUGUUGCAAAUUCAGAUGGAAGCACUGUUGGCGAGCCUGUGGAACAUGUUGAGAGGAUGACAAAUGUAGAAAGUUGUGGCCCAGAUAUUGCUACCCAAUCUACUAGUUCGUCACACUCAGGGAUUGAAGAAAACAUAGUCAAUGGGAUAAGUGGAAGCUCCGAACAUACAAAUGGCAAUGAAGAUAGAAAAAUUAGAGUUUCACAGGCUUACAUCUGGUUCAAGCAAGCUUCAGAGUGGAUCCAACAGCAAAAGCCCAUAUUAAUAGCAUUGUCUGCAAGUGCUUUUCAAGCAAAAGACUUUGUGAUCUCUUGGGUUCAUCAUACAUGGCCCAUAGUUUCUUCAUGGCUUCUGCAUUUUGGAAAGUUAUCCUUACUAUUUCUUGUGUUGUGGCUGGACUGUAGUCUCAGGGGUCUUGGCUCUGUAAUUCGUUUGGGCACAACUUCCUUCUUUGUUGUUAUUUGGUGCAGUUUUCUUAGUGUCAUUGCAAUGGCAGGAUUUUUCAGUGUUUUGUUGAGUUUGGCUGCAGUGUGUGUAGUAGCAUUUUUUGUUGGUUACACCGCUGCAAUUUCAAUAACAGCUGUUUUGGGGGCUCUGGUUCUAUGGAUGCAUGGCAGCUUUUGGAUGACAGGUUCAGUGAUGAUAAUUGCAGGUAUCAUUUUUGCUCUGAACCGUGAACACAUAGCCUUAUUAAUCACAAUUCUGUAUUCCAUCUAUUGUGCUAAAUGUCAUGUUGGAUGGCUUGGCAUCAUUAUCUCUAUGAACCUGGCCUUCAUAUCUGGUGACAUAUUGAUUUACAUUCUGAAGAGUGGUGCAAAUGAAAGUAAGGGGAAAGGUUUUGCUCAACAAACGGGUGCAACUAAUGGUGGUACAAGAAGUUCCGCUAAUGGUUCUGGAUUUGGUGGUUCAAGCGAACAAGGCAAUUUUGCUUCUUAUAGGUCUUUUGGAGAAAGCUCUCAGAGCAGCCAGUCUGUGGAUAGCCAUGCAAGUCCUUCAACUAGUGGAUUGGGUGGAGGAGAUCUUACUUCUGAAGAAGAGGUGAUCCGACUUUUGGAUAGCCCUGACCAUUAUGCUGUGCUGGGUUUUUCUCGUUAUGACAAUAUAGAUGUUGCUGUCCUGAAGCGAGAAUACAGGAAAAAGGCAAUGCUGGUUCAUCCUGACAAAAAUAUGGGCAAUGUAAAAGCAGAGGAAGCAUUCAAGAAACUCCAAAAUGCAUAUGAGGUCUUAUUAGAUUCUGUUAAGAGGAAAGUUUAUGAUGAGGAUUUGAGAAGGGAGGAGCUUAUCAGCUACUUCCGUAGAUUUCAAAGUGGUGCUCAGAGAAAUGGCAGAUAUGGUCCUUUUAAGCAUGGGUAUGGUAAUUUUGAAGACAAUGGAGGAGAACAUCCACCGGAGUCGAGAAGAAUAACUUGCAAGAAGUGCAAUGGUUCACAUGUUUGGAUACAGACUGAAAGGACCAAAUCACAGGCUAGGUGGUGUCAGGAGUGCCAAGACUACCAUCAAGCAAAAGAUGGAGAUGGAUGGGUUGAACAAAGUGGCCAGAGCUUUUUGUUCGGGAUGCUUAGAAAGGUGGAUGUACCACAUGCAUAUGCCUGUGUCGAAGGUAAAAUAUAUGAUGCAACUGAGUGGCUUGUGUGUCAGGGAAUGAAGUGCCCACCAAACACACAUAAACCCACUUUCCAUGUCAAUACUACAAUGGCUGGGAAAAAUACUGGUCGUGGAGGUGGUUCAACCUAUAAGGCUGGUACCAGUGGGGGAGUACCUACAAACCUAGAAGAAAAUAUGACGGAAGAAGAGUUUUUUGAGUGGCUGCAAAAUGCUGUGGCCUCUGGGAUGUUUGACAAUGGUAGCGGAGUGCCAGAAAAUGCAGGCACAAAAAGUGGGAAUCAUGCGAAAAAUAACAAGAAAAAAAGAAAGGGCAAGAAACAAUGCAGUGCCUAUGAUGUUGCUUAGGCUGCACAUGCCGUUGCGAGCAUGGUCAUGUGCUGGAUUGCUGAAGAAACCUUUAUCAUUUCCUUUGACAACUUGAUUUGAUAGGUUCUAAAUUCGAUGCAAUUUUGUUCGCUUUAAAAUGGAUCCACACAUUGUGAUCAUUCAUCGUGUUGGCUCAAUAUAGGAAAUUCACAUCAUGACGUGAAUUUGUUUUUUAUCUUAAGCAGUGCCUAUGAUGUUGCUUAGGCUGCACAUGCCGUUGCGAGCAUGGUCAUGUGCUGGAUUGCUGAAGAAACCUUUAUCAUUUCCUUUGACAAUUUGAUUUGAUAGGUUCUAAAUUUGAUCCUUAACUCAUCUUUAUUUUUGUCAGAGGAAGAAUCAUUCCUUAAAAAGUAUUGUGGAUCUAAAUUUGUUCA